AUGGGGGCAAGCGAGUUCCAGCUGAAAAAGCACCACUCGAUCCCAAAGCCCGAGAAGCCUCUCCUAGUGGUGGUCUUGGACGGCUGGGGAGAGGCCCCAGAUGACGAGUUCAAUGCCAUCUCAAGGGCCGAGACACCCUGCAUGGAUUCUCUCAAGGAAUCGAAACCGGAUAGAUGGAUGCUGCUGAAGGCUCACGGCACGGCCGUGGGCCUGCCCUCCGACGAUGACAUGGGAAACAGCGAGGUGGGGCACAACGCACUUGGCGCUGGACAAGUGGUGAGCCAAGGAGCGGCGCUGGUGGACAAGGCGCUGGAGAAGGGGGAGCUGUUUGAUCAUGACGGCUGGAAGUACCUGGAGCCAGCGGCAAAGGAGCACACGCUGCACCUGAUCGGCCUGCUGUCUGAUGGCGGCGUGCACAGCCGCUACAACCAGCUGUGGCUGCUCAUCCAGGGGGCAGCAGAGCGGGGCGUGAAGCGGAUCAGGGUACACACGCUGACAGACGGGCGCGACACGGAGGAUGGCACCUCGGUCAAGUUCAUGGCGCAGCUGCAGAAAGACCUCAGAUCCCUCGAGGGCAAGGGGUGCGAUGCGCAGGUCGCAUCCGGCGGCGGCCGCAUGAUCACCACCAUGGACAGAUACGAGUCGGACUGGAAUGUAGUGAAGCGUGGGUGGGAGGCGCAUGUACUUGGAGAGGCGCCCAACAAGUUCAAAGACCCAGUGGAAGCCAUCAAAGCGCUCAAGGCGAGCCAUUGUGACGGGCGCCGGUGCAAACUGCAGAAGCCAAAGGAGGCUGGCGGGAAGCCGGUGUCGGACCAAUGGAUCCCCCCGUUUGUCAUAGUGGACGACGAUGACAACCCAGUCGGGCCUAUUCAGGAUGGAGAUGCGGUGGCGAUCUUCAACUUCAGGGCGGACAGAGUGGUGGAGCUGUCCAAGGCGUUCGAGUACAAGGACUUCAAGCAUUUCGACCGCAAGCGCCACCCGGAUGUGCGGUUCGCGGGCAUGAUGCAGUACGACGGGGAGCUGAAGCUGCCGGCGCACUUUCUGGUCCCGCCACCGGCGAUCAGCCGCACCACGGGCGAGUUCCUGGCGAAGAGUGGGGUGUCCACAUUCGCAUGCAGCGAGUCCCAGAAGAUCGGCCACGUCACCUUCUUCUGGAAUGGCAACCGUGCCGCGCCCUUUGACAAGAAGCUCGAAACCUUCCACGAGGUGCCGAGCGAUCAGAACAUCCCCUUCAACGAGAAGCCGGCCAUGCAGUCGGCCAAGAUCACAAAGCUGGGCAUCGAGGCUCUCAAAAGCGGCAAGUACGACCAAGUGCGGCUCAACUUCCCCAACCCGGACAUGGUUGGCCACACGGGCGACCUUGAAGCCACCAUCUCAGCCUGCAGCACCGUGGACAGCUGCGUCCAGGAGUUGAUAAAUGCUGUGGAGGAGGUUGGGGGCACCUGGCUGGUGACGGCGGACCACGGCAACGCAGAGGACAUGGUGCAGCGCGACAAGAAGUCCGGCAAACCGCUGAUGGAGGAUGGCAAGCCGCGCAUACUCACAUCCCACACCCUCAACCCGGUGCCUGUGGCUAUGGGCGGGCCAGGGCUGCCAGAGGGAGUAAAGUUCAGAACAGACCUGAAAGAGCCGGGCCUCGCGAAUGUUGGCCCAACCAUCAUCAACCUGCUGGGCUUUGAGGCGCCGGACAACAUGGUGCCCACACUCCUGUCAGCCUGA
Molecule: messenger RNA, 1719 nt
Organism: Coccomyxa subellipsoidea C-169
Lineage: Eukaryota; Viridiplantae; Chlorophyta; Trebouxiophyceae; Coccomyxaceae
Product: cofactor-independent phosphoglycerate mutase
Exons: 11
Coding region: 1-1719 (572 amino acids)
Biological process (GO): glucose catabolic process
Cellular component (GO): cytoplasm
Molecular function (GO): manganese ion binding
Source: RefSeq, a predicted model, not a curated record